AUGGAGCCAAAGAGUGAGAAAGUUCUCUCGGCUGCGGAGUAUGCCGAGCAGGUUCGGGAAUGGAUGUCGUUUUACUAUGUUGUCAAUCAUCAAUUGCGGGCACAGGUUACGAGGACUUCUACGUACCCUGAGGAACCUUCCAGGACUACUGAGGCUGAGCGACCGAGUACACCCAAUGUAACUACCGAUGAACAGCCCGCGAGACCUGGUGAUUUCAAAACCGUUUCAUCGUCUGGUUAUGUGUGGGACCAAGGAGUACUCUUCGGCAUUGCACCAUUCUGGAAACGAAUUUGCGCUGAGUUUGUUGAUUUCAUCAUCUUACUGGUCAUCAAAUUUUUCAUCACCUACAUUGCAAUUGACCACUAUGACAUGAUCGUUAUGGACGGUCUCCUGGAUUUUUCCGAUCUGAGUGCUUAUGUGGAUCUUCUGGAGUUGGCUGGGAAUGAGCCUGGGGUGAUGGGUGCCGGUUUGAGAACUAUGAUUGAAGUGAGCACGGAAGUGGUGUUGCUGGAAAUGAUCCACAGACUAGCGGUGUGCUUCUACGAAGGCUUAUGGAUCUGGUCGAGCUGCCAAGCAACUCCAGGGAAGAUGUUGUUUGGGCUCAAAGUCGUGUCCUGUGACUGGGUAGUUCCCGCUGGUGAGGAUGCAGCCGUUGUGUUCCCCGCGAAAGGCUUGAGCUUGUUGCGGUCCCUCAGUCGUGGAGCCGUAAAGAACGUUGCGUUGGCAUUUUUUCUCCCGAUCACCUUUUCGCUGUUCUAUAUGCAAUACAACAGAACUGCGUAUGACCACCUCGUCAAUGCCAUUGUUGUCCAGCACGUGGAAGACCCCGUUGACAUUUUCCCAUUUUUUACGAAUUUUCGUCGAAUGCUUCGUCGGAAUCCCUUUUUCCGCUUGGAAAGUUGUGGUAAAAUGUUGCUGUUGUUUGAGACCCCAGUGGGGUACGCGUUUUUCAAGAUUCUUGAUGAGAAAAAGUUGAAGCAAGCGGAUAAUGUGUGGUCAGAGUUACAUGAAGCUUUCCAGACGCCUGAAGGCGCCAGCUCAGUGAGCCAAGCAGAAAGUCUGACUGGAAUUCCAAGAAAAGAAUAUGCUGCUAUGGCGCUUGGACUUGCGCAUAGUUUAUCUCGGUACAAGCUGAAAUUCAGCCCCGACAAAGUGGACGUGAUGAUCGUUCAAGCAAUCUCCGUCCUAGAAGAUCUUGACAAGGAGUUGAACAAUUAUGUCAUGAGGUGUAAGGAAUGGUAUGGUUGGCAUUUCCCUGAGCUCACGAAGAUUGUUACUGACAACAUUGCCUAUGUUCGACUCAUCAAGAAAAUGGGUGAAAGGUCGAAUGCCGCGGAUAUGGACUUUUCGGACAUCAUCCCGGAAGAUGUGGAGCAACAGGUGAAAGCCACUGCUGAGAUCUCUAUGGGCACGGAGUUGUCCGAAGAAGACCAAUUGAAUAUUGGCAAGCUUUGCGAUACUGUGUUGGAGGUGACCGAAUACCGGGCGGAGUUGUACGACUACCUAAAAAACAGAAUGCUUGCAAUUGCUCCGAACCUCACCGCCUUGCUGGGAGAGCUGGUUGGGGCUAGGUUGAUUUCGAAGGCUGGAUCUCUGCUGAACUUGGCGAAGCAUCCAGCGUCGACGGUGCAGAUCCUGGGAGCGGAAAAGGCGUUGUUCAGGGCUUUGAAAACCCGACACGACACCCCCAAGUACGGGUUGAUUUACCACGCGCAACUCGUGUCUUCCUCGUCGGCGAAGCUCCGUGGCAAGAUCAGUAGGAUGUUGGCGGCUAAAGCGGCGCUCGCGAUUCGAGUGGACGCCCUGGGCGAGGACCCGACGCCGUCGGCCGAUGUCGGCAUCACGCAUCGUGCCACCUUGGAACUCCGCAUCGCGUCGUUGGAGCAGGGAAAGUCUGGAAGGUUCAUUGCGAGUGGAAGGAAGUUUGCCAAGCACGUUCCCAAGUCCGAAGCCAAGGUGUUCCCAGCUGCUGCUGAUUCCACACUGCCCACUGAGUCCCGGAAAAAGAAAAAGAUCAAGAAAGAGGAAAAUAUCAAGGAAGAGGAAGAAGCGAUGGAAGAAGAUCAGGAUCAGGCUGUGGAACAGAACGGGAAGAAGAAGAAGAAAUCCAAGGCGCCCGAAGACGAUGAAGAGGUUCAAGAAUCUUCCCCGAAGAAGAAAAAGAAGAAGUCUCAAGCUAUGGAGGUGGAAGAACAAGAACCAGAACAACCAGUGAAGAAGAAGAAAAAGAAGUCCGUUGUUAAGGAGGAAGUCGAGUGAUUCACUUCAAGAUUGUUUUCUACGUGCUUCUUGCUUCUUGACUGGGGAUUUGAAUUAAAGAAGCUGAAUUGAAGGGAAAA
Molecule: messenger RNA, 2339 nt
Organism: Notodromas monacha
Lineage: Eukaryota; Metazoa; Arthropoda; Ostracoda; Podocopida; Cyprididae
Source: the annotation of a GenBank genome assembly